Pseudomyrmex gracilis is the source of this 5533-nucleotide messenger RNA. RefSeq names its product phosphoinositide 3-kinase regulatory subunit 4 (gene Vps15). Gene Ontology annotation, cellular component: phosphatidylinositol 3-kinase complex, class III, type I; nucleus-vacuole junction; phosphatidylinositol 3-kinase complex, class III, type II. NCBI's taxonomy places the organism in Eukaryota, Metazoa, Arthropoda, Insecta, Hymenoptera, Formicidae. Gene Ontology annotation, biological process: autophagy of peroxisome; protein phosphorylation; protein targeting to vacuole. Gene Ontology annotation, molecular function: ATP binding; protein binding; protein serine/threonine kinase activity. The transcript has 17 exons. The record is from RefSeq and is a predicted model, not a curated record. The coding region runs from base 93 to 4400 and encodes 1435 amino acids.
GGGAACUCGUGAAAUUCUUGUGAAAGAUGACGAGUGUCAAGAGUGAAUACAAUCAGUUUGGUUUGAUCUGAGUUCUUAUCUUGGGUAAUAAAAUGGGUAAUCAAUUGGUGGGCAUCGCGCCCAGCCAAAUAUUUCCGGUAGAACACUAUUUGACGGAUCACAGCGAUUUAUUGUUCGAUGUAAAUUUAGGAAGUACUAGAUUUUUUAAAGUAGCUAGGGCUCGAAGCCAAGAAGGCUUGAUAGUUGUAAAAGUAUUUGCAAUUCAUGAUCCAACAUUGCCAUUAUCAGCCUACAAAGACAAAUUAGAAGAGAUUAGAUCAAAGCUAGCUUCGGCUGUAAACUGUCUACCUUUUCAGCGAAUGAUUCUCACAGAAAAAGCAGGUUCAAUAAUGCGAGAAUAUGUCAAAUAUUCCCUUUAUGACAGAAUCAGCACCAGACCCUUUUUAACAAGCAUUGAAAAAAAGUGGAUCACUUUUCAAGUUUUGUAUGCUCUUCAUCAAGCUCAUAAGUUUGGAGUUUGUCAUGGUGAUAUAAAACUAGAGAAUAUUAUGAUAACUAGCUGGAACUGGGUAUUACUCACAGAUUUUGCCAGUUUUAAACCAACAUAUUUGCCAGAAGAUAAUCCUGCAGAUUUUUCAUACUUUUUUGAUACUUCGAGAAGAAGAACAUGUUACAUAGCACCCGAACGAUUUGUGAAAACACUAUCCUCAGAAUUGAGCAAUACAUUGUUGUUACCUGAACAGGAAGUGAAAACAGGUGAUCUACAUUCUAUGAUGGACAUUUUUUCUGCGGGAUGUGCUUUAACGGAAUUGUAUAACGAGGGGCAUCCACCGUUUGAUUUUUCACAGCUCUUGGCGUACAGGAAUAAUGAAUAUUCUGUGAGCAAACACUUGGACAAUAUUGACGAUCCGGGAAUACGAGAACUGCUCGCCUCGAUGUUAGAGAGAAAUCCGACUAACAGAAAAAGUGCAGAGAUUUAUCUAGCUCAAGCUCGCGGCAUCAUCUUUCCAGAAUAUUUUUACUCUUUCUUGCAGUCGUAUAUGCUUAUUUUCUCCGCUGCUCCGAUUUUAUCGCCGGACGAGAAGAUAGGUAGAUUAAAAAAGGAUAUUGGCAAUAUCAUAAAUAUAUUAGCGGAUGAAAAUGAACGAUUGAAAACGAGCGAGCCGAAAUCCAUGGAAGUUGCAAAAUCAGUUCAAAACGAAAGUAAUGUUGAAUCGAUGAAAGAUGAUUCUGGUCACAGCGAGGAGAACACCAUGGUUGAGGUCGACAGCGAUCAAAGCUCCGACAAAACCGAUUUGAAUCAAAUCGAUGCGAGAAGCACGUCGCAAGAUGUUGGCAGUGAUAUUCAAGUGGAAACGGAACAGGAAAUUAAAUCCGAAGAUCACAAACAAAUGUGCAACGUAGAAUCCAAGAAACCAGUUUCUACUUCGACGGAAACUCUAGAAGGACUUGUUAUUAUAACUCAACUCGUCACAUCUUGCAUAAGAGGACUGCACCAUUUGCAAUCCAAGCUACAUAGUUUAGAAAUAUUGCUGGAGCUGGCUAAGAAUGUAUCUGACGAGACUAUUCUGGAUAGAAUAUUACCUUAUAUUUUCCAUCUAGUUCACGAUCCGGCACCGCGGGUAAGAGUAUCGGCAAUACACACUCUGACAAAUUGUUUGCAUCUUGUGAAAUCGAUACCACCUUCGGAUGUGAAUAUAUUCCCUGAGUAUAUCCUACCGGGUUUAGCGCAUAUACCGACUCAAGACGAGGCUGUUAUUGUCAGAGCAGCAUACGCGCAGAACAUCGCGCAUUUGGCGCAUAUCGCUUUACGUUAUUUAGAGAAUGCUCAUCUUUCUAACUCGGGUAACAAAGAGGGACCAAAACCCAGUUACGACAGCGAGCUGCAAACCUUGCACGAAAUGGUUCAGCAAUCAGUCUCUACAUUGUUGACGGAUCCUCACAACUUGGUGAAACAGACAUUAAUGGAAAAUGGAAUAAAUAAAUUGUGCGUGUUCUUCGGCAAGCAGAAAGCCAACGAUAUUCUGCUCAGUCACGUUAUUACAUUUUUAAACGACAAAGAAGACAAGGAAUUAAGAAGUUCCUUCUUUAAAUGUAUAGUUGGUGUGGCUGCGUAUGUUGGUUGGCACAGCAGUCCUAUAUUAAUGCCGCUUCUGCAACAAGGUCUUUCUGAUCCUGAAGAAUUUGUAACCAGAGAAGCCAUAAACGCUAUGGCGACUUUAACGGAAUUGGGUCUACUUCAUAAAUCUGCUCUCUAUCAACUGUUAUCGGAAACUAUGGUCUUCCUGGUCCAUCCGAAUCUGUGGAUACGUCAUGCAACUGUCGGGUUCGUGUCCGCGGCGGCAAGAAUUUUAAGCGAAGUAGAUAUCCAGUGUAAAGUACAGACGAUUCUUCAACCGUACCUGAAACACCCGCUGAUUCAGAUAAACAAAGAGUUCUUAUUGCUAGAGGCUCUUGUUCCUCCUAUAUCCAGGAUAGUAUAUGACUCCAUAUUGAAGUACAACGAUGUGGAAGAAUUGUUUCAAAUACUCGAACAAAGACAGGCAGCUAGAGCAAAAGCUGUGACAGGCGUAGUAUCGUCGCAAUAUAAUGAUAUGAGUAUUUCUUUAAGAAACUUAUUUAGACGAUUAAGUUCGGAAUCAAUGACCGAAACGGUUGAGAAUCAAUUGUUGAUCAUGAAACCACAUUUGAUGAAGAUCAACAAGUAUCGCAAUUCCGCGGACUCGAAGCAAAACGCUGUCAAAUCCGCGGACGGCAAAUUGGAACUAAGUCCGAUAAAAGACAGAAUAAGACAUCAUGUCGUCGUAUUGUAUCCCGAUACUAAGGGAGACUUAGCCCUGCUACCUUUCAAAAGAUUAGAUCGAAGAACAUCGGAAACCGUGGGCACGUACGCGACAAUGAAUCAAGAAUGGCGCGCGAUGUUUGCGGCUCAAGACAACGUUCAGCAUGCUAUCGUUAAAAUGUCGGAUAUGACCGGAAGCAGUAACAGCCCUAGUCAAAGUAUACACAGCGGGGACAUUCAUUUAUCUCCUCAUCAUUGCCUGUCAGAUGUGACUAGUAUAAAUUCUUUUAUGAAUGACCACUCGCUUCACGAACGGUCUUAUAUACAAUAUAGAUGCGCGCCAUGCCGAUUAGAGGUGCGGCAUUUAACGUGUCGAAAGCAAGAGCAACACGCGGCGAUAUUAAGGGCAAAGCGUUGGGCCAACAAUAUCGUCUGCGAAACCGGCUCCGCGUCACUACCGAAGGAUUGGAGACCUCGGGGAAUUCCGGUCGCGCAUCUUCACGAACAUAGAGCCGCGGUGAACAGAUUGGUUUCCAUACCAGAUACCAGCCUAUUUGCGAGCAGUUCGUCCGACGGGUGCAUUAAAAUUUGGGACGCCAGCAAGAUGGAAGGACGAAAUAUCGCCAAUCGAUCUAGACAAACAUAUUUGCACAGAGGAGGUCCGUUGGUUGGUUUAACCGUGUGCGAUCAAGGACAAUCCUUAGCCAGUUCAGCGAGCGAAUCCGGAACGGUGUUUAUACUUCGAAUCGAGCCGAACUCCAGUAAAAUGAGUUUGCUCGGCACUCGUCAAUUGGAUCUGGAGGAAGAAGGAUAUGUCGUCGAUCUCCAUUAUUUAGAUUCCGGUUCGCAGUCGGUUCUCGUAUACGCCUCCUUGUACGGAUACUUGGUAGGUUGGGACUUGCGUUGUCCUGGGAUAACAUGGCGUUUGGAAAAUGACGUGAAACACGGAGUUAUCACAUCGUUCUGUGUAAACAGUCAACAACAGUGGUUGACUCUUGGCACGAGCUCGGGUAUUCACACAUGUUGGGAUUUGAGAUUUCAAUUGCCAAUAACAAAUAUCAAGCAUCCAGCAGGUGCCAGAGUGCGAAAAGUGAUCGCUCAUCCGAUAGAAAAUUCCUGGAUAAUCUCGUCAGUUCAGGGUAACAACGAAAUUUCUAUGUGGAAUCUGGAGACGGACCAUCGGCAAUUGGUGCUGUGGGCGUCAAAUGCUCCGCCGUUAAGCCGUACUCAGGGUGGUCACAGCGUAUGCGCAAUGUAUGCCGGAUGUGUCGAUUGUUCGGGCUUUCUUCUGGCCGGCGGGACCGAUAUGAGAUUACGGUUCUGGGAUUUAAGCGGGCCUACCGCGUCUUAUGUCGCUCUUCCCGCCGCUAACGAUAUCCUCACGCCGAAUUCGUUAGCAUACGAUUUACGUUUGAUAGAUGGCACAAACGUUGUGCAGGAAAUGUCGGUGGACGACGGUUCUAAUCCGUCCGGAAGUGACGUGAGAGGAAGAAAUUUGGAAGAAAGCGGACCCGAAACUCCGCCUUCCGGCCAACAUGACACAAUCUCCGCCGUGGCCAUGUCGAACAUGUGUAUUCUUACCGGCAGUACGGACGGUCUCAUACAAGUUUGGAAAUGAUUGUUUUUCUCUCUUUCAAACAUUUUAUUUCUAAGUUUCUCGCUGCGAGAGAUUUUGGUAGUUCAGUAUCAAAUUUUGUUCUCCGUAAAAAUCCAAUUUUUAGAAAGAUUGUUGUGAAAAAUAUCUCCUCGAUCACAAGUGUUUGCAUCCGGAUCAUCCGGAUCUCUUUUAUAAGCGAAGGUUCUUUAUCGAUUCGACUACCGAAAACCACAUUUGGAAAUAUAUUUGUCGCAACAAUCUAUUUGAAAUCAACAACUCAAAGACUGUCGAUUCGCCAACAGAUCCAUACGUAGGCAAGAAUCCAAUAUAUAUAAUCCGGUUGAAUUAAAAAUUUGCUCUGGUAGCUGUGUUGGUUUUCUCCGUUUCAUCCGCUUUAUGAAACUCGUGAGAUCUAAGUGAGAAAUAUGUAUUUUAGAAUUGGUCCAUGCAAUAUACAAAUUGUCUCGACAACAAUUGUACGUUGUCACGGACACAAGUUUAGAAUAGUUUAUUUAGAAAUAGAUAAGACAAUUGUGAUAGCGGCGUAAAUAGCCGCGAAAUUUUGUUCUAUAGUAAGAUUAUUUAAAAAUUAUUCUUAUUUCGUUAACAACUCCGUGAUUAUCGGAAUUAAUAUCGAGAUUCAUGAAAAGUUUACGCGUUAUAUAAUAUCAAAAAAUUCAUUCCACUAUUUAGUUUAACUCCGCAAAUCAAAAAAAUUGAUCUAUUCAAAGAUUUUUAUAACAUAUUAUCUCGGAAUUUCAACUUGUAAUGUAGAUACAUUUAUUAUAUAUAGAUAAAAGAAAGAGGGAGGCAUAUAAUUUAAAAAUAUAAAAAGUCUUAGAAAAUUCAGGUAUAUUUGUAUUUCUACGUACAUUUGUAUUGUUUCAAUUUACUUGUGGGUAAUGUUAGGGAUUGCUCUUAUACUAAUUUCUCAAAUCAUUAACAUCGACGAUAUGCGCAACAUCGCUGUGCUAUACUAACUCUGUGAUUUUGGAUUGUAUAUACAUAUGUGUGCGUAUGCAUGUAUAUAUAGACGUGCGUGUGUGUAUAUAAACCGUGUAACAUAUAUAUAUGAUAUUUAAAGACUACCGGUAAUUUUACGGAUUUUGCUGUAGAGAUGCGCGCAUUUCUUAAAAAAAAAAAAAAAAAAAAAA